AUGUUCAUCACAACAACGGAGUGGGCCUCGGAGUGGGGGGGAGCCAAGGCAAAAGACACCCGCACGCCGUUCCGCCGCCUCCCCUUCUACUGCUGUGCGUACGUGACUGAUCCUUCCGUUUUCGCUUCCGCUUCUCCCUCCUCGUCCGCUUCCCCAUCCCUUCCAGUUCACCUUUCCCUUCCCUCCCGCCGCCUCCUCUUCAAUUCCUGUGCAUACCUGCCGUUCCCGUUAUCCUCGUUUGCAGGGUUUCCUUUACGCCGUUUGAAGAUCCAGUCUGCUCUCCAGAGGGUCACUAACAUCGUGCCGUACAUUCAGAAGUUCAAACGUAACCCGGUUACCGGCAAGCCUCUGGCCCUCAAGGACCUGAUCAAGCUUCAUUUCCACAAGAAUGCUGACGGUUCGUACCAGCGUAACCCAGCUAUCUCUGUCCUCUAUUCGCUGAGUGCUGUCCUUGUGACAAUUCUCAAAGGGACCCUCACAGACCUGAUCAAACUUCACUUCCACAAGAACGCUGACGGCGAGUACCACUGCCCGGUUUUGAAGAAGGUGUUUACCGAGUUUACCCACAUCGUGGCUGUCAAGACAACCGGCAACGUGUUCUGCUAUGAGGCCAUCAAGGAGCUGAACGUGAAGCCCAAGAACUGGAAGGAGCUGCUGACGGAUGAGCCCUUCACACGUGCUGACAUCAUCACCAUUCAGGAUCCCAACAAUCUGGAUGCCAAUGUGCUCACGGAGGUCGACCACGAUCCCAACAACCUGGAUGCCAAUGUGCUCACAGAAUUCGACCACGUCAAGCAGAACCUCGCUGCUCCAAAGGAAGGUGAAGGCAGCGCAGCAGCAUCGGGCGUCAAUGCAGCAGUGCCUGAGAGCAUUCAGCGCGUGCUGGCCAUCCCAUGCUGUCUUUCACCCUUCAAUUCCUCCCCUUGCAGCAUUCAGCGCGUGCUGGCUGCCCUUCCCAAAAAUGAUGGCGAGGAGCCUGGAGUCGGUUCAUCCAAAGUAGGUCCAUCUGGGGCGAGCUUAUCUGGUCUGGGGUGUGAUGUGCUGAUCUGGGGUCGGUUACUAAUGGGCGGGGGAGGAAGCAAGGCAAGGAAGGAAGCAGCUGCAGCAGCAGCAGCACUAGAUGCAAGGAAGGCAGAGGAGGUUGCUGCUGCUGCCGCCGCUGCUGCCAGAGAAGCCCUAGCCGCACAAGAGGGGGGAGAGGGUGGAGAACAAGUAGGGGGAGAAGGAGCGGGAGGAGCAGGGGGAGCGGGAGCAGGUGCCAAAGGAAAGGGAGGUGUGGAGAAGGCGAAGAGGAAGCGGGGAGAGGAGCGGGAAGCGGAGCAGCAGAAGAAGCACGUUCAGCAGCAGAUCCUGCAGAGGCAGAGAGAAAUGGAAGCCCCUUCAAUCGCCGGCAGCGCAGCAACCACCGCUGGUGCUGCUGGUGCUGCCGGUUCAGCAGGAGCAACAGGAGCAGGCACAGGCGCCCCUCCCCCUAUGAGCAUCGUCGACGCCGCGAGUGCUGCUCUCUCCGGCCGCAGCGCAGCUGCUGCCAAGGCCACCGACGAGAAGAAAGCCCAUGCGCGCGCAGCAGCGCACGCAGCAGGGCAGCGGGUGCCUAUCAAAGAAAACACAAAGCUGGUCCGAAGCGCGUAUACGUCCGGAGCGACGACGCGGUCGUUUACGUCUACGGUGUAUGAGCCGGUGACGACGACGGAGUAUGAGAUGGUGAGGGUGGAGAAGAAACCGAAGAAGAAGGGGUACUGUAGGGUGCACACGAGUGCGGGCGAUCUGAACGUGGAGCUGCAUUGUGAUAUUGUCCCACGGACGUGUGAGAACUUCUUGACGCUCGCGGAGAGGGGGUACUAUAAUGGCACCAUCUUCCACCGCUGCAUUCGAAAUUUCAUGAUCCAAGGAGGAGACCCUACUGGAACAGGCAAGGGAGGGCAGUCAGCGUGGGGCAAGGCGUUUCAGGACGAGUUUGACUCGCGGCUGGGCCACAGCGAGAGGGGCGUGCUGUCCAUGGCCAACAGCGGCCCUCACUCCAACGGAUCGCAGUUCUUUGUGCUCUUCAAGUCGGCGCCUCACCUGAACUACAAGCACUCGGUAUUCGGCCGCGUGGUGGGAGGAAUGGAGACUCUUACUGCCAUGGAGAGGAGUGCCGUGGACGAUAAAGACAGGCCCCUGAAACCCAUCACGAUCGAGAGCAUUACAGUGUUUGUGAAUCCGUACACAGAGGUGGAUGCAGAGGCAGAGGCGGAGGAGGCUGCAGCGAGGGAGAAGGAGGAGAAGGAGAGGAAGGGCAAGGAGCUCACGUGGGAGGAGCAACAGGAGUUGGAUGCGGUGGGUAGUUGGUACAGCAACCCGUUGGCAGGCAAGGAGGCUCCGAAAGUCUUUAAGUCGCAAGGAAUCGGCAAGUAUUUGAACCCAGCAGUGGCAAAGCCUUCUGAGGGCAGUGGGUCUGGUUCGAAGGCUAUGGGCCCACCGCACGUUCCUGUGAAGAAGGCUCAACCAAGCUCUUACGGAAACUUCGACGCCUGGUGA
Closterium sp. NIES-65 is the source of this 2520-nucleotide messenger RNA. The record is from the annotation of a GenBank genome assembly. NCBI's taxonomy places the organism in Eukaryota, Viridiplantae, Streptophyta, Zygnematophyceae, Desmidiales, Closteriaceae.